CCAACGGUAGUGAACUUCCAUACAAUAUAUCGCAAAUAAAAUGGCAAAAAACAUCAAGCAAACAUCUUUGGAUAAUCUAAUAAAUGGAGAAGAUGUGACGCUAGAUGAUGAAACGGGUUUAACGCCAUUGCGUGCGUCAUCCCUAACAACAAACUUCGGAGGUACCAGGCUGUUGUACGGAGGCUCAGACGGGGAGCUGCGAUGCGUGGAUUUCUAUAAAUGGAUGAGUGGAGGUUACGGACCGCUAUGGAGUAAAAAUUUGGACCAGAGCAUUACAGCAGUGGCCAUGAACCAUGAUAAUUCCGUAGCUGCAGCUGCCAUUGGAAGUGUUAUAUCGUUCUACAGCGAUGCUGGAGAGCAUAUGUUUAACACCACAAAAGGAGAUAUGUAUCUGCUAGAUCCAAGGAAGACACGAGGGCAUACGGCAACGGUCACAUGCCUCUCUGCAGACCCAGACGAAAAUAACAUCUUCACUUCGGGAUCCAUCGAUGGAACACUACGGAAUUUUGAUAUAAACGCACCCAGGCAAGGUGUAUCCAUGUCUAUACAUGCAAUACAAACGUUCGUGCCCAAAGCUGCCAGAGGGCCUAGAGCCCAAAUAACUGCACUGUGCUUCUGUACAUUGAAGUCGAAAUCAAUCGUAGUAGGUGCCACAGAAAGAGGUUCAUUGUGUACUUGGGACCGUAGAACAGCGUAUCCCGGAGUAGUAAACAUGGAAGCACAUAUGUCCCGUAUCGGCGCUGUGCUAUCACCGGAUGAUAACAUGCUCAUAUCACGCUGCCAUGAUGUAGUCAAGUUAUGGGACCUACGAAAUCCUACAAAGGUAGUGCUAGAAUGCGCUGUACCAGGAGGUGAUAUGUGCCCAAAUAUGGCAAUAAGCCCAGAUGGAUUACACGUUGCUGUGGGUGAAGUGACGCCGAUAAACCCACGUAAUAUAAAGGAAGGCUUCAAAGGUUGUAUAAAGGUAGUAUCUGCAAAGACUCUAUCCGUAGAUCAUCAGUUUAAAGUAAAGUCACCACCAGGACCUAUAGCCUGGGCCAAUGAGCUGGGUCAAUUGUUCACAAUUUGCCACGAUGGUAAAAUAUGGUCGCGUUGCAACUCAGACGCACUAGAAUCAAUGUACCUCUCAAGAGCCAAAGCUGCAGUACGUCACAAAGCUACAGCUGCAGCACAACAAACCGUAUCGGUUCAACCAGAAGUAUUCCCUAUUGAUCAACUUCCCGAUAACUUGGAAGAAGCUGAGGAUGGUACACUCAAGAGGAAACGUUUACCACGACAAUAUAACAAACCUGGUGCGAAAGAAGAACCUGAUCUAGAUUAUGUAUCGUAUGGAAGAACACCAGUUAGCUAUGAAGAUGAAGAUAUAGUUACCAAAUUGCGUGCUAUGGAAGGGGAUACAAACAGCGUAACAGCAGUUGCAACCGGUACAGGCAUACAAAGGAUUCCAUACAAGACUGAUAAGUUUAUGCGAAUGUACCAAAAGAGCCAGCCAGAACUUAUACUGGACUUUACCGCACCAGAAGGCAAGGAAGAAAAUAUGCUAAUAGGAGUUCAAAAAUGCCCACGUUGCGGUAUCAAAAUAUGCCAAUGUGGCUAUAUGGAUAGCAGGAAAUCAUAAAUCGCAGUGGAUUGGAGAUGUAAAGGUACAUAUCAACCACCAAUUGAGUCCC
Molecule: messenger RNA, 1670 nt
Organism: Babesia bovis T2Bo
Lineage: Eukaryota; Apicomplexa; Aconoidasida; Piroplasmida; Babesiidae
Product: WD domain G-beta repeat family protein
Exons: 1
Coding region: 41-1618 (525 amino acids)
Biological process (GO): regulation of DNA double-strand break processing
Cellular component (GO): nucleus; site of double-strand break
Molecular function (GO): protein binding
Source: RefSeq, a predicted model, not a curated record